This is a messenger RNA of Anopheles stephensi (Asian malaria mosquito), 949 nucleotides long. RefSeq names its product pre-mRNA-splicing factor ISY1 homolog. Gene Ontology annotation, cellular component: catalytic step 2 spliceosome; post-spliceosomal complex; Prp19 complex. Gene Ontology annotation, biological process: mRNA 3'-splice site recognition; generation of catalytic spliceosome for second transesterification step. The transcript is spliced from 4 exons. Bases 118 to 927 code for a protein of 269 amino acids. NCBI's taxonomy places the organism in Eukaryota, Metazoa, Arthropoda, Insecta, Diptera, Culicidae. The record is from RefSeq and is a predicted model, not a curated record.
UGUGCUGUCAGUCGGGUGACAGCUGCUGGCCCACUGACAGCUUGCUGAGCUGUCAAACUGCGAGCAUCGCUUUGUUUACGUUUUAUUCAUCAACAAAACAAGCACGCAGCAUCAAAAAUGGCACGUAAUGCGGAAAAAGCGAUGACAACACUGGCUCGAUGGCGGGCGGCAAAAGAAACCGAAACGGGAAAACAGGAACGCCGUCCGUACCUCGCUUCCGAAUGUCGCGAUCUGGGACAGUGCGAAAAGUGGCGCCAGGAAAUCAUUCGAGAAAUAUCGAAAAAAGUAGCACAAAUUCAAAACGCCGGUUUGGGUGAGUUCCGUAUACGUGAUUUAAACGAUGAAAUUAACAAACUGCUGCGGGAGAAACGACACUGGGAGAAUCAAAUAUCGGAUCUGGGCGGACCACACUACCGGCGCUAUGGUCCGCGGAUGUUCGAUGCAGAGGGCCGAGAAGUGCCCGGCAAUCGGGGAUACAAGUAUUUCGGCGCCGCGAAAGAUCUUCCCGGAGUGCGUGAGCUGUUCGAGCAGGAACCACCACCACCACCGAAGAAAACUCGUGCCGAGUUGAUGAAAGACAUCGAUGCCGAUUACUACGGCUAUCGGGACGACGAUGACGGUAUCCUGCUACCGCUGGAAGAAAAGGCAGAAAAGCAAGCGAUACAGCGUGCCGUGGAGGAGUGGAACAGUGCGAAAGGUACCCAACAGUCGACGGAGAAGGAUGACGACGAACCGGACAUUUAUGGGUCGGAUGCGUACAUUACCCGCGAUCCGGAAAAGCAAACAAAGGAAGACCCGAUGGGAUUGCUUGGGCCACGGUUUACAGCGCACGUUCCGGUCCCCAGUCAAAAGGACAUUGAAGCUGCCUUGUUGAAGAAGCGAAAACAAGAGCUGAUGAAAAAGUACGGCAUAGAGGAUGAUGAAUAAAGAUCACACACACGCAUGGGAA